Molecule: messenger RNA, 1572 nt
Organism: Penicillium cosmopolitanum
Lineage: Eukaryota; Fungi; Ascomycota; Eurotiomycetes; Eurotiales; Aspergillaceae
Exons: 3
Coding region: 1-1572 (523 amino acids)
Source: RefSeq, a predicted model, not a curated record
AUGCUUCAAGAAUUGCUCACCCAACUGGCCCGAUUCUACAGGGCAAACGAAGCCAGCAUCUCAGCUGAGGAAGUAUCGAGAUGCCAGGAAUGUCUUCCUGCCAGCGAAAUCUCGGCUCUUGACCGCUUGUUUAGCCUAUUUCUGCACCAUGCCCAACAGAACCCGACCGCGGUUACACCAGGCCAUUCAGUAUCCUCAAAUCUAGAAAACAAUGAGCCCAUUGCCGCCGCCGCGGGCAUGGCGACAAAGACGGUCGCUACCCUCAAAUCUCAAUCUUACGCGCGGAAUCCGCCUUCUGCCCGCAACCACCGACAAGUGCCACAUGAGUCCCGGCAGCAUCUCACAUCGGUCUCUGAGAGAGGCGAACUUCAGCAAAGUUUGUCUCCAAGAGAGACAAGUAAUAAUAGCCAGGGCACCUCAAGCUCGGAUAUCGAUACAAACUCGACCAAUCCAUCACCGAACACAGAAGAAACUCCUUUACAGGAUGGAACAAUUUUUGACUCCACUAUUAAUAAGCCAGGCUUCUCUCCAACUAUGAGACGACUUUUGGAAAGCUGUCGGACAGAUCGCGGAAAGUUUUUACGAGAGAUUGAGGAAGCCAGAGCAGUGCUCCCAACGGGGCAAGGCUGGGAGGCCGCAAUAGCUACCAAGGUUGAAAAUGCUGACCUGCGCGACCGGAUGAAAAUAUACCAUAGGUUUGAGUGCUAUAACAUCUACCAACAUGUUGUAGAAGCUGGGUAUCAUACUGGCACGCACUGGAUCCGGGAGAUGCGCACUACACUGGCGCAGAAACUCUGUGAGGAGUUUCCGCGGCGGUUUAGGGACCAAAAAGCUGCAAACAAGUGCCUGAACUGGGUUGAUCAAGGUUGCAAAUAUCAUGAGUGGGCCGGUCAUUUCAGAAGAGGGGUAAGAGAUCUGGGCUACCUUAUUGCACUUCCUUUGGACGUGCCUCAUUCAGCAUACACAUCAAGAUGCACAAAAGAGCGAAUGCAUGCGGUAACCAACGUGUUGAAAGUUCUAGGGAUUAACGAGCUUGUAGCAGAACUUGAGCUUGCAAAAUUGGGUGACCAUAUUGCAGUGACAUUGAGGGAUCUGACGGGUAGGGAGCGCAGAGAAGCACCUGGAAAAGCACCACAGAGUCCAUGCAACUCACCACGUUCAAUGCCCAACGUCAGCGGAAUAUCGAGUCCUAGACCAACUAUGCAGCCGGGCCAAAACCCCACCCCACCAGAAUCUCUAAUUACCAGUCUUGACAAUAGGGGUUGUUCCUCACUGGAUAUGGAAAUUGACAUGGAAUACGAUUUUAUUCGUGGGUCAUUCGAUCAAAAUGAGAGUGCAUAUGCCUGCCGUUUCCUCGCGGAGGACUGGGCUGUCCCAUUGAACCUCCCAUUCGAGAAUAGCACGUCUGAUAAUCCUGAGCCACCAAUAUCGCGCAACCCUCUUGAAGCGAUGGAUAUGAGCAAUCCUGACUAUCUAAGACUAUCUACUCCUCAUGGAUAUAACGAUACUCUGGAAUCAUUGAAUGAGUGGGAUGGCAAUGCAAAUUAUGCGGAAGGUCUAACGCAAUUCUGA